UGGAAGCUCCCCAUUCUCUGACUCUACAUUCUUUUGUGUGUCUCUGCUCCCACAUUCCCUCCUCCUUACAGAAACACAGAGUUAGAGAGAGUUAGAGAGAGUUUUAGAGGGAGAGAGCGGGAUAGCAAUUGCAAUGGCGGUGUUUGAUAGUAAGAAGAAAUGGGUCGGUGCGUUCAUGAUGGUGCUUCUCAUGUUCUACUUCGCUGCUGCUGCAGUGUCUGAGAUCUCUCGCAACAGGAAUGGAGGAAGAGACAAGUUGCAGAGCUCGAGCGACUCAUCAAUGGCAGCCAGAGUGGCUGAGGAUGACCAAGGAUUCAACAAGCAUGCAGUUGAAGACCCAGAAGAGAUUGCUUCCAUGGUUGACAUGAGUAUCCGAAACAGCACUGAGAGGAGGAAGCUGGGCUACUUCUCCUGUGGAACUGGCAAUCCAGUCGAUGACUGCUGGCGCUGUGAUCCCAACUGGCACAAAAACCGCAAGCGCCUCGCAGACUGUGGCAUUGGUUUUGGCAGGAAUGCCAUUGGUGGUCGCGAUGGACGCUUCUAUGUUGUCACCGACCCUAAUGAUGAUGACCCCGUUAACCCCAGGGCUGGCACUCUUCGCCAUGCUGUCAUCCAGAGCGAGCCUCUCUGGAUUGUGUUCAAGCGAGACAUGGUGAUACAGUUGAAGCAGGAGCUCAUCAUGAACAGCUUCAAGACCAUUGAUGGACGCGGAGUCAAUGUUCACAUUGCUAACGGAGGAUGCAUCACAAUCCAAUAUGUUACAAAUAUUAUCAUUCACGGUCUCCACAUCCACGACUGCAAGCCCACAGGAAAUGCUUUGGUGAGGAGCUCGCCUACUCACUUUGGGUGGCGGACAAUGGCUGAUGGCGAUGCUGUCUCCAUCUUCGGGUCAAGCCAUAUUUGGGUUGAUCACAAUUCCCUCUCCAACUGCGCUGACGGUCUAGUUGAUGCUGUCAUGGGCUCAACUGCAAUCACCAUUUCCAACAACCACAUGACCCACCACAAUGAGGUGAUGCUGCUGGGCCACAGUGAUAGCUACACCAGAGACAAGCAAAUGCAAGUCACAAUUGCUUACAACCACUUUGGAGAGGGACUUAUCCAAAGAAUGCCAAGGUGCAGGCACGGGUAUUUCCAUGUUGUGAACAACGACUACACUCACUGGGAAAUGUAUGCCAUUGGUGGAAGUGGAAAUCCCACCAUCAACAGCCAAGGCAACAGAUAUGCUGCUCCAACCAACCCUUUUGCAAAGGAGGUUACCAAGAGGGUUGAGACGGCUACCACUGAAUGGAAGAACUGGAACUGGAGAUCAGAAGGAGACCUGCUGCUCAAUGGUGCCUACUUCACUCCAUCUGGAGCUGGAGCUUCAGCAAGCUACGCCAGAGCCUCAAGCUUGGGAGCCAAGUCAUCUGCCAUGGUUGGAUCCAUAACUUCAGGUUCCGGUGCACUUCCCUGCCGCAGAGGCCACCCCUGCUAGUAUCUCAUAUUUCCAGUUUACCAAAAUUAUAUGGUACUACCAAAUUUCCAUCCACAUAUUCCAUUGUUUUCUACCCAAUCUUUUGCAUUUUUCAAAAAUUUGGCAAGUGUACAUUAUUUACACAUGUCAUCAUAUCGUCCAAUCCACUCUCCCUCCCUGCCUCCCUCCCUCCCCAGAUUGUCCUUCUGUUAUUGGUCAACCUCGGUCUGCUUCAAGUGAAAAUACAAUGCCAUUUUUAGGAGCAGGUACAGAAGCGUUGUUCAUUUAUUUUUCUUCGUUGUCCUUGUGGUCUCUGUCUGUUUGAUCCCUUGGUAUUCUAACUACCAUUUGUGUGUCAAUCUUCCUCCUCCCAUCAGUGUGAGUCUUUUUUUUUUUUAUCUCUCUGCAUGCAUUUGGGUUUACAGGGAUAUGAAUGAUUUUGUGGGUUUUCUUUUGUCCAGAGUCUUACAAGCAAGCAAGCAAUAGUGUGAUAUGAGUGUCAAACUUUAAGUUAUGAAAGGAAAUAGCAAGUGCAGUCGUGUUUUCUUACUUUUGUUACUUAAUUUCACCUUUGUUUUUCUUCUUUUACUUUUGGCAAAGUGCAAUGGCAAUGGAAGCUAUCUUUUACUUU
Malus domestica (apple) is the source of this 2084-nucleotide messenger RNA. Its product is annotated as probable pectate lyase 8. The record is from RefSeq and is a predicted model, not a curated record. NCBI's taxonomy places the organism in Eukaryota, Viridiplantae, Streptophyta, Magnoliopsida, Rosales, Rosaceae. Gene Ontology annotation, molecular function: pectate lyase activity.